Messenger RNA from Desarmillaria tabescens, 1531 nucleotides. RefSeq names its product aminotransferase. Bases 155 to 1303 code for a protein of 382 amino acids. The transcript has 6 exons. Gene Ontology annotation, molecular function: branched-chain-amino-acid:2-oxoglutarate transaminase activity. The record is from RefSeq and is a predicted model, not a curated record. Gene Ontology annotation, cellular component: mitochondrion. NCBI's taxonomy places the organism in Eukaryota, Fungi, Basidiomycota, Agaricomycetes, Agaricales, Physalacriaceae. Gene Ontology annotation, biological process: L-valine biosynthetic process; L-leucine biosynthetic process.
GGUACUGUCUUCCAAUCCAAAGAUUCGGAUUAUGCACGACCAAACGUCGACCUUUCUUCGCCCGAUAAAUCCGAUGUUUGAUAGAUGACUCGAACAAUGACUCGACGACUGGGUAUAAAGCCCACUAUCACCUCUUUCCUGACUACAAGAUAUCAUGGCCGCCUGGAAAUCUGUAGGAAAUGGGACCUUGGAAGGCAUUUCCAGUGUCCCAGAUCUUGAUGCGUCCAAGCUCACUAUCACACUCGCUAAAUCUCUCAAGCCUGUGCCUACACCGGAAUCCCUAGUGUUCGGGUCGGUGGUCACAGACCAUAUGCUCGUUGUUAGCUUCGACCCUUCCACGGGAUGGUCUGCGCCCGAGAUCAAACCUUACGCGCCUCUGUCGUUGGACCCGACGAGCUCUUGCUUCCAGUAUUGCACCAGCGUCUUCGAAGGCAUGAAGGCGUACAUAGGUCCAGAUGGAAAGGCACGCCUCUUCAGACCCGAAAAGAACAUGGUGCGCCUGGCACGGUCUGCAGAGCGCUGCGCGCUUCCCCCAUUCAACCAGGAUGCCGUCCUGGCCCUCGUCAAGCGCCUUGUCUCGGUCGAGAAACGCUGGAUUCCAGCCCUCGAAGGAUACAGCCUCUACAUCCGACCCACCAUGAUCGGCACCCGCGCGGCUCUAGGAGUGGCAGCUUCUGACCACGCCUUGCUGUACGUCGUCGUCACUCCUGCGGGUCCCUAUUUCAAACAGACUCCUGCAAAGCCUAUAUCCCUCCUCGCUGUAAGCAACAGUGUGCGCGCGUGGCCCGGAGGGACCGGAGAACACAAGCUAGGACUCAACUACGCACCUGGAUUACUUCCCCAGCGUAUCGCAGUGAAGAAGGGGUACGACCAGAUCUUGUGGGUCCUAGACGAUGUGGUUACGGAAGCUGGUUUGAUGAAUGUGUUUGUUGUCAUCAAAAGGGAGGGCGGGGAUGGAAUUGAUGUCGUAACUCCGGAACUCGACGGAACCAUUCUCCCUGGAGUGACGAGGAUGUCAGUACUGGAGCUUUUGCAGAAAGAUGGAAUGUCAGUGGCGGAAAGGAAGGUGACGAUGACAGAGUUGAGAGCAUUGAGUGUCCAGGAGAGACUGUUAGAAGUGUUUUUGGUGGGCACGGCGGUUCUUCUGGCUUCGGUCGGGAGGAUUGGACUGGAAAGUGGAGAGGGAGACUUGGUCUUGCCUGGACCAUCGCCUGUCGCAGAUGCGAUGAAGAAGAGGCUGUUGGAAAUUCAAGAAGGAAGAGUGGAAUACGAGAACUGGUCCGUUGUUUGCGAUGACCAUUGAAGUUAACUAUCUCGUUGAGCUGAAUGUUACAUUCGUUUUUACGUUGAUUGGCAAGCCGUCUGCGUUAUCAUGAGAGCGUCGCAAAGAUGCAAUUCAAGUAAACAAAGCACCACUCAACAGUAUGGCGGGUAAAAUGAAGUAUAAUCUUUCAAUUGUUCACAUAUUGACAUAGCAUUGUUAUGUCCAGCGUCUGUGCCGGAAAGGAAAUCACAAUACAAAAUCAUAAAU